AUGACCAACACUUACUAUCAAGGAGCUCAACAAUGUCAGUCUCAACUGCAAAACCCGCCAGCGCAAUUCCAACAAUAUCCUGCUGGGCAGUAUCCAGGCCAGCCAGCUGCUAGUCCAGCUCCUGUUCAAGGAGCCGCACAACCGGCGUAUUAUUCUCCGGCAGCGCCGACCUACCAGCAGAAUGCCAGCGUCAAUUCGACGCCUUCAUAUCAAUCAACGCUACCUGCGUCGGUGACGCCCGGCUGGAACGAUCCGCCAUCGGUUCUGCCGACCGGCACUCCACAAAAUCGUUUAGCCAAUAUGCGACGAAGGCCUGUCGACCCAUCAAUUUCGGGAGCUGGGAAUUCCGCGCCAAUGGCCACUGGCUAUGGCAAUGCGUAUAAUCAACCACAACAAUCCCAACAGCAACAGCAGCAGGGGUACCCUGGGUAUUAUCCCCAACAUCAGCAACAAUACACUGGUCAAAUGUAG
Caenorhabditis bovis is the source of this 471-nucleotide messenger RNA. Lineage: Eukaryota; Metazoa; Nematoda; Chromadorea; Rhabditida; Rhabditidae. The record is from the annotation of a GenBank genome assembly.